Atta colombica is the source of this 1372-nucleotide messenger RNA. Its product is annotated as C-type lectin 37Db-like. The record is from RefSeq and is a predicted model, not a curated record. NCBI's taxonomy places the organism in Eukaryota, Metazoa, Arthropoda, Insecta, Hymenoptera, Formicidae. Gene Ontology annotation, cellular component: external side of plasma membrane. The transcript is spliced from 6 exons. The coding region runs from base 154 to 1002 and encodes 282 amino acids. Gene Ontology annotation, biological process: biological process involved in interspecies interaction between organisms. Gene Ontology annotation, molecular function: carbohydrate binding.
UUAUAGUGCGCUAGUGGACGUGCUGUAGGUGCAAAAUAGUCUCAUGUGUUACAUGGUGUGCUGAGCUAAAAACGAAGAAAAGAAGAGACGGAAAAAAAAGAAGUGAGAGACCCUCGGUGGAAUUUCUUUAGCCAACUUUGCGAAUCGGUCCAAAUGGGAACGUGCUGGUUCGUAGUGUGGAUGCUGUUCGUCUGUUUUAUCGGAGAUGCACGGCCGCAAUACAGGGACAAAAAUAUAAGCACGGCGGAGACAGACGCGGUACAAGCACUUUUGGCCCGUUAUCUUCAGCGUCGUCUUCAAGGCUCUCAGCUGUCAACGCCACCACCUCCGUCGGUCCUCUUCAGUAACAAUCAUCGGGCCCACAUCCGACAGGCCACUCAGAGAGGUCCACCCAGCAACAAUCUUGUCUCGCGAAAUGUUAGUGGCAAUGAUGGGGACCACCGUCCUGUCCUUGAGGAUUACGAAGAUUACGAGGACGACCUCGAGGGCUACGAGGACAGCGAGAAAAGCAGAACCAGAUUCGAUCUCUUGGCGGACGACUGUCCAAACUGCGUGGACGAACAUAGUAGCAGCUUGGCGGCUUCAAGAUGGACGAUGCCUUUACUGAAGCUGGGCGAGAAGAGAUACUACCUGGGGAUCUUCUUCAAGGCAAACUGGUAUAGAGCUUCGCAAUAUUGUCGUUAUCACGGGAUGCAUCUGGCGAGUAUAGCCUCACAAGAGGAGAACGAUAGACUUGAAAAGCAUAUCAAGGAUUUCGGUCUCGGUCACGAGCAUUUUUGGACUUCUGGUACCGAUCAGGCUGAGGAGGGAACUUUUUUCUGGAUGGCUAAUGGUAGGCCGAUCACGUUCGAGAAUUGGAACGUCGGCGAACCAAAUAAUUUCCGAUACGAGAAUGGCGAAGAGGAACAUUGCCUGGAGCUCUGGAACAGAGAUGGCAAAGGGCUCAAAUGGAAUGACAGUCCUUGCAGCUUCGAGACUUUCUUCGUCUGUGAAGUACAAUGAUCAAGAAAGGCUGAAAGAAGGGACUAAAUGCACGAAAAUAUUUAUGUGCAAAUAUCAGUUUAUGGCGUGUCCUCAAGAUGAUCUUCAAGGAAACUGCGUGUGACAUUCUCGGCCGUUCAUUCGUUUCAGUGAACUUAGUGAGGUAGAGAGACUUGACAUGUGCGCUCGGACUGAAAAUGAUGCGUGAUUAGCCAGUCGCUACCAUUGUUAUGUUUUAUACGUCCAGAAUUCACGAGUAUGUACACAAAACGACAAUUAAUUCAGUCAGUUCUUUUUGUAAAAGAAUCACCAAGCGAUCGAACGUUGAUUAAAUCUGCAAUGUCGGAUGAUAAAAAUGGUUUAUUUAUAUUUGCUUUAUGUGCAGAGGCAG